UCUCAGGGUUUCUUCUCCACUGUGAAUCUCCGACAAUGGCGAUGGCUAUGGCGGUUGUUUCUUUCCCAUCUCUACUCAACAAGUCAACCUUAUCCUCUUCACUCUUCACUCCCACUUUCCUCCCGGCGAAAUCAUCUUCUCUUCUCAUCAAAUCAUCACCCAAAACCAGAUUCGUGGUUUCAUCAUCCAUGGAAGCUGGAAUCGGAGUAAUGGGGUCAAAACUCGGAAUGAUGAGUUUCUUCGAAGAAGACGGCACAGUAGUUCCAGUAACAGUCGUCGGAUUCCGCGAAGGUAACAUCGUAACCCAAAUCAAAACCCUAGCCACCGACGGUUACGACGCGGUUCAAAUCGGUUACCGUCGAGUACGCGACAAAAAGCUAACUAAACCGGAAACCGGUCAUCUCCAAAAAGCCGGUACAAUCCCAAUGAGACAUCUCCAAGAGUUCAGAUUAACAAACAUCGAAGGAUUCGAACCAAACCAGAAACUCGUGUUCGAUGAGAUAUUCAAAGAAGGUGAUCUCGUUGAUGUAGCUGGAACUACGAUUGGUAAAGGGUUUCAAGGAGGAAUCAAAAGACAUCAUUUCAAGAGAGGUCAGAUGACUCAUGGUUCCAAGAGUCAUCGAGCUUUGGGUUCGAUUGGUGCUGGUACUACUCCGGGAAGAGUUUACAAAGGGAAGAAGAUGCCUGGAAGAAUGGGAGGGACGAGAACCAAGAUUAGGAAGCUUAAGAUUGUUAAAGUUGAUAAGGAGCUUAAUGUUGUUAUGAUCAAAGGUGCUUUGCCUGGUAAGCCUGGGAAUCUUCUUCGUAUUACUCCGGCUAAAAUCGUCGGAGUUAACAUUCCCAAGAACUAGUAGAAAAAGACUUUGUUUUGUUUUGUAUGUUGACUUGUUUAUCUAUUCCUAAAAAAUUUGUAUCGAAUUG
Molecule: messenger RNA, 921 nt
Organism: Arabidopsis arenosa
Lineage: Eukaryota; Viridiplantae; Streptophyta; Magnoliopsida; Brassicales; Brassicaceae
Source: the annotation of a GenBank genome assembly